Orbicella faveolata is the source of this 11750-nucleotide messenger RNA. Its product is annotated as protein bark beetle-like. The record is from RefSeq and is a predicted model, not a curated record. NCBI's taxonomy places the organism in Eukaryota, Metazoa, Cnidaria, Anthozoa, Scleractinia, Merulinidae. Gene Ontology annotation, biological process: cell-cell junction maintenance. Gene Ontology annotation, cellular component: membrane.
ACGGAGGCAAUAUCAGGAAAAAAAAAAAACGUUUCUUCUAUAUUGAUUUAACUUUCUGAUAUGUAGCCUCUUACGGGAACUUGAAAUAAAUAUAAAAUAGAUUCAGAAUUGUUAAUACCGAGCCAGGUGCCUCGCCUUUUACUAGUUACAGCCCUGUUCCGUUUUUCAUACACUGAUUCCAGCAGGCCCAUACUCUUGGAGUUUCAUAAGCGUUUGUAUAUUCGCGUUAAGACAAAAGCAAAAGGCGGUAUGGAACAGGAAGGUCUCGUUCCAGUCCCUUCUCGUCUAAUGCGUCUCGGCCAUAUUGCCUGCUUGAUUAACAGACUGCAAAGUAGGCUGCAUUUUUCACGGUUCACAGAAUUAUACAUAUCUCCCCUCACUGACGCGCGGUGAAUUUUCAUUCGUGCAACUGGAAAUAUUUUGGCGGAUAUUUCCCGUCGCAAUCGUGCCUUGACACUGAGCGAUGCUGGAACUCGAAGGCAACUCAGUUUACUUCCUGCUUUAGAAUAUAUUGCGCGUGUGUAGUGCCUCAGCCAAAAGCCUUAAAAUUUGCAUGAUAACAGAGGACCCUAAUAUAGAGCUAGGCUGUCUGAAACUAAACGAGAAAAUUACACGAUACCCACAGUGUGCUUGUAUUUUUUUAAUCGAACAACCUUUUCGAAAGAAAGAAUCAAAAGCUUUGUUUUUAUGUUUGAGCAGAUAUUUUUGACUGUUUUUUAAUGUGUAGAUCAAUACAGCCCACUUCGCCGAGGGGGUUAACUUAAAUGCUAAUUAAUUAAAACAAAAAGUCGGUAACCGACAUCAGCGUUAUUAUUUUGAGUUCAUGGCGGCAGGGCCUAAUACAACUGUCGAAUGGUUAUCAUAACUUUGGCAAAAAAGGUUCAUCGGUGUUUAAGUCUAUGCUUCAACGUCAAUGUCGAAAUUCCCUGAUCCACCCUCGCGCUAUGUAAAAUAACAACCGGGUACCAAACGACCAUAUUAUUCCAUACAGCAACUUCAACCUCGUGUUGUCCGAAAUGCGUUUGCUGCUUGCCUUGUGUUGCUGAAAAUAAUUCAGCUAUUUGUCGCUUUUACUUCAGAAACAUUAAUCUGGGCAAAAACAUUACUCCUCUGAGAUGGCCAGUUAUUCAUCCGCGACACAGAGAAUUAUUUUUCUGCUGCUACUUAUCGCACAAGAUCGGGUCGCAAGCACAAGUCUUGGAGGUGAUAUCACUGCAGAUACAGAUCUAACGCUCGAUGGAUCCCCUUACCUCGUAUCACAAGAUCUCGUUGUAGCUGAAAACGCCACUCUGACUGUCCACCAAGGAGUCCAAUUACACUUUGAGACUGGAGUUGCUUUACGAGUUAAGGGUUCUCUGCAAGCCAAAGGGAAUCCACGUGGAAGAAUAGUCUUCACCAAAUCACCGGUUAACAAUACUUAUAAUGAUGGAAUACGCCUAAGCGAUGGGAACAGUUCCAAAGAGGGUCGGCUGGAAAUUUUCCUUAGAGGACAAUGGAUGCCUGUGUGUGAUAAUCGUUGGGAUAUGAGAAAUGCUGAGGUUGCUUGUAGACAACUAGGGUUUCUGGGCGCCAAAAGGUACUACAGACAUCCCGGGGGAACUGGAUAUACUUGGUUAAAUGAAGUCAACUGCCAGGGAACUGAGAUGAGUCUGGUGGAGUGCAAUUAUCGAACUACAUAUUUUUAUUGCGAUCACGAUAGAGAUAUUGGAUUAGAGUGCUACAGCCUGGCAAACUGGAAAGGAAUUGAGUUUUCUAGUUCCGAAAAACUCUCCUCUCUUCAAUAUGUGGACGUGUCCCUAGCACACGAAGCAAUGAAGAUUAGGGAGGUUACUCCAGAUCUUGACCACGUGACAGUUAGAAGCUCUAUAUAUGGAGUGAGGUCUGCCAAUGCAAGUUCUCCGCUGACCAUUAAGGAUAGCAGUAUCAGCGGUAACGUGUUUGCAGUGAUUUCUGACAAUGCAAGUUCUCCGCUGACCAUUAGGGAUUGCAUUAUCAGCGAUAACGUGUUCGUAGGCAUCCAAAUUAAAGACAGAUCAAAGGGACUUACGAUUGAGAACACUGUAGUGAGCAACACAAUUAAGGGACACGGGUUGAGUUAUAACCUAGAUGCUGAUCCAGUAAAUUUUUGUUCUGACGAAGUGGAAAAUAUGACUUCAUUUCCAAUUUUUUUCGAAGCGUUGGGCAAACCUAGAACGACUGGCGACUGUGCCAAGACUAUUAAAGCUAGUCCGGGACAGCUCUUGACUGUGUAUUAUCAAUCAAUGACUGGAGAAGACUUCGAACUAGAUGUACGCGAUGGCAACAACAAAAACGCCUCACAACUUGAGCUCGUCAACGAGUCGACAGGUGUCAGUCAGGCUGUCACGCUAUCGUCAAGUUCUGGUCACGAACUCUACAUAAGGUUUCGAUACAGCGCGGGAUACAGAGAAGAAGUCAGAAUAAGAUUCGUAAUCACGGACGGUAGAGUUGCUCCCUCUCUCGUCAUAUCAAACUGCACAUUCCGUGACAACCACAAAAAGGGCGUCUCCUUAUCAGACUUUAUGGGAAAUACGAUCAUUGGCACAACUACUGUGAUUCGGAAUAAUGCCGGAGGCAUGACCGCUGAACGAGUCUCUGGAACACUCGCAGCUACCAACAGUCAUUUUAUCAACAACAGCGCUAAUGGUUUGGAGAUCUUGGACAGCAGCUUUCUGUCAUGUAAUCUGCACGAGCUGUCAAGCAAAGAAAAUGAAGGCAAUGGGUCAUAUUUCCAUUUUGUUGCUUCUCUUGAUAGUAAUGUGUCUCACUCGGCUUUUGUUGGAAACGCCCACAAUGGAAUUGUAAUCGCUAAUAGCGCCAGUCACAUUGCAUUCAGGAACGUCACGGCGGUUUUAAACAAGUACAGCGGCGUUCAAAUUCAUGAUGGCCAAGUCUCGUCCAGUUUCGAAUCUUGUAAUUUGUCGAGCAAUAGAGAAGACGGUUGUUACAUAUCAAACCAGGCCGGAGAUCAUCAGUUCUUCAACUGCACGGCAAAUUCCAAUUUGAGGCAUGGUGUUAGCUUCUCCGACCCUUCGUCUGCACCAAGGCACUUCUUCGAGCAAAUAAGUCUUAUAGAUAACACCAUCAACGACAACACGCAAUAUGGAUUCAAACUAACUCCCGAGGGUCAGUAUAGCAGUGACUCAGCUAACAUUACCAUGGUAAUCAUCAAUAACCAAUUCAUGCGUAACGGCAGAGGAGGCAUCUUUUUGUCUCCAGAUCAUUACUGGUGGAAAAAACCAAGAAGAGUGCAGGCAAGCGUUACAGACAAUCAUUUUGAACAGAACAAAGUAAACACAUUUCACGUUUUCUGUGUUUACCUGGAAUUGGUUAUUGAAUCCAACACAUUCAUAAACAACACGGAUAAAGUACUGAGCUUGAUGAACAACAACCGCUGUGGCUCAAACAAAGAUCGGGACCCUAACCUUAAUCCUGUUAAGGUGGAAAUAAAUGAAAACAGAUUCAUGAAGAACCGCGCUGAAAAUGUUUUAUUUAUCGACUUCAGUUCGUUCCCUGAAGCGGUUUCUGCUAUCGUGAGGAAUAAUACGUUUGAAGACAACGAAGCCGCAACGAAAGACCUUUUUCCAAAUUUUUAUCGUCGUUCAACAACUCGGGCAGUGAUCGUUCUUAAAGAAGGUAGUUUUACCUUGAGCGAAAACAUUUUGGAAAAUCCCAAGUUUGCGUACCAGCUCUCAACCUUGCGUCCUGAUUACCAACGAAGUAUUGAUGCUAAAUUCAACUGGUGGGGAACAGCAGAGGAAUGCGAAAUCGUGGACAGAAUCUUUGAUUUCCAGCACAGGGUACAAUUGUCUCCAGUGGAGUUCUUCCCUUACCUUCUGUCCUCAAACAAGACAAGAGUCAUUAAUUCAAGCAUACCAAGACUAUCCUGCUUUCUUAAAGGUGCAACGAUUGGUGGGAUCGUAGAUAGACCGCUGGCCUUAUUGAGCGAGGAGUCGCCUUACGAAGUUCGAGGUGACAUCAUCAUCCUGACGAAUGGGUCGCUGUCCAUUCCGAAAAAUGUGACGUUACAGUUUCCUUCCAGGUCAGCAAUGGUUGUACAAGGAACGCUUCUGGUCAAUGGAACAGAAAACGAAAAAGUACGAUUUCUAAAAAAGCAACACCGAGAAGAAUUCCGACUGGGUGGAGGGACUGGACCGUGGGAGGGUAGAGUGGAAUUUUUGGUCAAUGAUACCUGGUGGCCAUUGUGCUUGCCCCCCAACAGCUCUUUCACCACCAAAGCGAAAAGCAUUUGCCAACAACUCGAUCUCUACUAUGAAACCUAUGCUACACAUUUCCCUCCUGGCCAGGAAACUGGCUUCGUCCACGACGUUGUCUGUGAUGAGAACGCUACUGGUGAUACAAUGAGCUGCAGAGCCAAUACCUGGAGUUAUGGACCUACAUGUUUUGGAAAUAUUGUGCAAGUCUCCUGUCAGAAUUACAGCUGGGCGGGGCUUCAUCUGGCGAUGUCAAACCAUCAAAGUUCAUUGGAACACCUGGAAAUCCAAGAUGCUGGCUACGCCUAUCGCAGUGAAAUCCAGAUUCCUGGGGCAGCUCUCAAAGUAGAUCUGUUUCACCACAAUAUAAGCAAUGUUUUCAUAAACAAUUCAGUGGGUAUCGGCGUGCAACUGGCAUACCAUAAUUUGUUUCACAACCAGUCCUUGAUGCCACAUUCUACAAUAUCAAACACAAAAUCUCACGGUGUUCUGUCGAAGUCCCCUUCCCUGUCACUUACAGACGUGAAGAUGACAGGGAAUGACGGCAGCGGUUUUGUUCAGGAAAGUUAUUGGGAUAAAAUAAACAAUUUUGCAGCUGAAAUGGCCAGUGCAGAUGUGAACAAGACUCUCCACGUCUGCUCGGAAAACAGAACAUUUCUACGAGCCAACAAAGUGUUCUAUUUCACCUUAGAAGCACUUGAACGGAGCUCGCAUCUCAGAUGUCAGCAUAUCAUGGAAACAGAGCCCGGUUACAAAAUCGUUCUUCAGAGUCUUUAUUUUACCUCUUCGUAUCGCAAGUCAGAACGUGAUUUCUUACACGUAUACGAUGGUGCGAAUGCAUCAAUUGGUCCACCUUGGAAGAUGGAAGCUUUACCAUGGAAGAAUCGUUAUGUUUACAAACAAAUCAUCCAGUAUUUAUUCAACUCUACCAAAUCACGUGUCGUGUUUGAUCUGAACAAACGCGCCUGGGUGCAUCUUGCCACCAACUUCAUUGCGUAUACAGUGAAAGAGAACGAACAACUUCGUUAUAUCAGUGGGGAGAUCAACAUAGAUCGAGUAAACAUCAGCAACAGUCUUCAAUACGGUGUCCUUAUAACAGGAAACUCGUUAAAAUCUCUCAGCAUUACAAAAACAGACAUUACCAAGACCAAAGGCUAUGGAAUAUAUAUUAGACUAUGGGACAUUAACAUCGUUAAAAUCAUGUCAACAAAUCUUCAACAGAAUUUAAAGGGGAUUAGUCUUCCGGAAAUGACUUCUACAGAAUUAACGAUCGAGAACUGUGUUAUCAAUGGUUCCGUGUUGGAGGGCGUGAGUAUAAAGAACGAAGUCGAUAGUGCUAUACGCAUUGUAAACACCAGUGUCACGUACAAUGAUUUCGGAGUCAGGAUCUUUGAUCAGAAAAGCUUUAAGUUAUUCGUCAGCGGUAGUACAUUUUCUUGGAACAAGUAUGGAGCCAUUUAUUUCUAUCGCUCCCUUUUGCUUGACGUCAAAGGCGAUUUGCCAGUCGUACUGUUCAAGUCCAAUUAUUUCUUUCGUAAUCAGGGACUCGCUGUUGACAUCAGAACCAAGGGCUCAUGGGUAUUUUUGAAUAACACUUUUGAGGAAAAUCGAGGUAUGUCUGUCGUCUCAUUUCACAGAUUUGACCGUGCUGGCUGGUCAUCGCCCUUAGUUGUCCAUAGUAAUUUGUUCCUGGCAAACGAGUGCCCAGAUAAAGCAGUGAUUAACAUUGGAAGUGGAGUGACGCGUAAUGAUGUAAUCAUUACAAACAACAACUUCACGUCCAAUUUAGGACGCUGUGUGUUCCGUGAAGAGACACCUGCAUUUUUACCCGCCCAUGUUCCAAUUUCCAUCACAGAUAACCUGUUUAAUGAGAAUAAUUGCGAAAAUAAUAGUGUCAUAGAGGUCCUUCACUUAGACGAAAACGCAACUUUGGUGAACAAUAUUUUCACACGAAACAGGGGAGAGAACGUUGUCUUUCUUCAAGUGACCCAUGGCAUCGACACAGCGAUUCAAGGAGGAAAGAUCGCUUUCAACAACAACACUUUAUCCAAUAACUUUGUUUACAUCUCAUCACAUUUGUCUCCUGCAGACGAUUCUUGUGCGCUUGUUCUUUCUGGAAUUUACAAAGAAUCAGGUAUCAGGUUUAACAAAUUUAAUAAUCCCAGCUUUACAAGGGAACUCUGUGUCAGGUUUCCCGCCACUUCUUGGAGUGACGUUGUGGAUGUGACACAUAACUGGUGGGGUACAGUUAUUGGAAGCGAAGUGCGUGACAGGAUUUCAGAUUUUGAUGAUAAUUACGAUUUUGCUAUUGCCGAUGAUUGGCCUUUUCUUCUGAGUGGCGAUGACCCAACUUCAACCACCGUCAAUCAACACGAUUUCAAACAACAUGGAAAAGUUCUUUCGGGACGAUUGUUUGACUCUAUAACACUAAAAGCCUCUCAAAGCCCGUACAGCGUGACUUCAGAUUUGACCGUUCUAGAUAACGUCACGCUAACUGUAGAAGCAGGAGUUAUGGUCAAGGUAAGCCCAGGGAUGAGCAUACUUGUUGUUGGAGCGCUCAAAGCUCACGGAACGCUUGACAAACCAGUUACAUUCACGAUACAGGAGCCUGCAAGCAGUAAUAAAGAUUCACUUCUCCCUGUGCGACUUAUGCAUGGGAAUUUCCCCUGGGAGGGGAGGGCAGAGGUUUUUCACAACAGGUCUUGGACACCAAUGUCUGCUCCCACCAAUAUGCACGUGAGGAACAUCACUGAAGUAGUAUGUAGACAGCUUGGAUAUGGUCCACCAGUCGCUACCGUGGUAAGCACUGAUGCAUUUAGCCAGAAUGCCAACGGGUCGCAGCCUGUAGAAUUUCUUUGUCAUGGAGACGAAACAUUUUUACAUGACUGCCUUACAAAGCCGCCGACACUCGAUUCCAGCAGUAUGAUAGAUGUUAUAGCGAAGUGUCGGGGGACAUCCUGGGGAAAUCUACGUUUUGUAUCUUCCAAAGACGAGAACAUGUCCCAGUCCGUCUUGACUCAUGUUCAGUUUUCACACUGUGGUAACCGCCAUGGAAUGGCUGUCCCAGCAGUAGAGGUGGUUACAAAUGUGCCCAAACUGGAAUCCAUCAUCGUGCGAAACUGUACAUCUGGUGGGCUACAAGUUUACUCUCCGAGAACGGACGUACAUCUCAAAAACAGCACUUUUGUGGACACCGGAGGAGUCGGUUUAAGCUUUGUACAGACAAAACGCAACAUUUUCGUGGAUAGUUCGGAAUCAUCAAGAAACCAAAGAGGUAUUGCCUUUGAGGAAGCAAGUGCCCAAAAUGUCCCUCGAGUCCACUUUGGAAGAGUAUCUCUAUGCAGUGAGAGGAAAGCUGUUUUUGUAAAGAAUCAAGUGCAUCUUUAUUUUGAUAUUCCAAGACCCAAGAGUACAAGAAUAGGUUGUCAGAAAGUGCUGAUGGUGGAAAGAGGUAAAGGAAUCAAGUUAACUGUGUUAUACUAUUUGGGAGAGCAACGUUUUGUAAUGUACGACUCCAUUAACACUACUACAGCAGUUGUGGACAAGUGGAAUCACCGUAUAGCGGAACUUGUUCAUAAAGAGUUGAUUAUACCACGUGAUGCUAUUUUGGUGCAGUGGAGAGGAGAUAUCAACUCUGAGAUCGCUAUUUUAGUAGAAGCCAUAGGUAUUAAUGAUGCUCCAUGCACCUACGAGCUUGACUUGUGCGGCUGGCAGACAUUCACCAAUAUGUCAAUAAAUGGAAUUAAUGUUACGCGGACAUGGAAAAGAGUCACCAAACAUUUCUCGAGAGAUGGCGCAUCUGAUUACACUUACGGCUCUAUCAAAGGAAAAUGGCUAUACGUUGGCAAUGAACAAAAGCCAUAUGUUGGCGGGCGCGCAGCCAUGAUCAGCCCUCCAAUUACAAACCAGUCCAAGAUAUGCUACAUUGUGUUCUUUUACCGGGUGGGCAAAAAAGAUAAAGCUGGACUGUCACUCUACAUACAGACAGGAACGUUUCCCGCAAUUGAACAGAGACUUCUCUGGAGCGCCAAAUCUAAAAAGUGGUGGGAAUGGAAAAAGGCCAUCGUAGAACUUCCACAAGAUUUGGAUGAGUAUAGAGUGUUGUUUGAAGGUGCAUUUGAGUCAUUCCAACCUCCACCAUAUCAUCCGAGAAACUUUGUGAUUAUCGACAACCUAGAACUAAGAAGAUGUUCGGUUAAAGGAGAACACCGCAUUUCCAACAGUGUAUUCAGCAACAACAUCCACCAAGCCAUAAACUACUCCUCUGUAACCGAUAAAAGCAACAGAAGACCUGGUUUCACCAUUGAAAGGUGUAAAAUUAUCGACACGGCGAUCUCUGCCUCAAACGUGUCUCAAAAGAGCGCCAUUUCCCUAGAUAUUCAGGAUAAUAGUUUCACCAUCGCCAACAACUUCAUCUCUGGAAAUCUCUUGGGUGGAAUUCAAGCGCGUUUAGGCCGGAGCGACGGAACAAGCUUUCCAAGAAGCUUAAUAUACGGCAAUACGUUUUCCGGUAAUGUGAAUGGAACAAUACUAGUACAAAAUAGAACUGACUUUGAGACAUAUUUCAGCACUGUUUACAUUACGGACAACAUCUUUGAAAGCAACUUGGGCACUGGUAGCACCAUGAAACUUUCUGAGGUGCAAAGUGUGAUCUCAAACAAUUUUUUCUACAACAACUCAGGGUUACACACGAUACAAUAUAGCUUUUCUAGCAGGUGGCCCAAAGGACAGAAGUGUGAGUCAAACACUUUCUAUCUCAACAAAGGUCUUAGCCAGAACAAAGGUGUAACUAUCGAGUCCAACGGACCAAUGGAAUACCACGGCAACAACUUUAAGAAUCCGUCCAACCUUUACGAGUUCAGUUCAACGAGACAGGUCGAUUCGAUUUACAGUUACUGGUUUGGUACACCGAGACCAUCUGACCCGAUUGAUGCGACCCUGAACUGGUGGGGCGUUGAAGAAGGUUCUUCCGUUGCUUCACGCAUUUACGCUAAUAAAGACGAUUGGAGGUGGGCUACAGUAGAAUAUAUACCAUUCCACAAGUUGCCACAGGGAAACUUUUUUUCAAAUGGUUGUCCCGUCAGCUGGCUGAGAGCAAAAUCAACGUGCUUCGUGUUCAGAGGUGGAAGUAAAACAUUCAAGGAGGCCCAGGAUUACUGCCAGUACCAUGGAGGACAUUUGGCAUCGACUUAUAUACCAGAAGAUAUGGAUUUUAUUAACAAGGCGAUACCGGGAUCAAGACCAGAUGGAAAACCACUUGUUCCUAUAUGGAUAAAAACCGAGGAAAACAUGGUAGUGGGAAAGAGUGGUGAAAGAUGUACCGUAAUGACACUGGACAGAGCUCAAAAAAUUGUCUCGUGUAACAGUCUGUACCCCUUUGUUUGCACAACAACUGCUCGGUCGUGUUACCACUGUGUACCGAACACGAAUAUAGAUCCGCCAGUGUUGUGUGACAAUCCAGUAGACUAUGUCACGGUGGACUGCCCCCAUAAUGCACCUUGCUUUAACGCCACAUUAAUGACGUCUACAAACAAACCGGUUUACGGCUUAGGUUGUGCGGACACCAUCUCGUCUGACUCGCCUGCGGCAAACUGCUCUCAAACUGAGGAGCAAUUGUGCUCAUACAUUACAGCGAGACUGGCAAGCGACUCUCAACUUAUCAGCUCAUGUAGCUCUGUAUGCUGCACGACAAACAAGUGUAAUGGAAAGGACCCAGUCUACUACACUACUACUGUGUCAACAGAAUCCAUGGCACCAUCUGCCACUGCAUCAACAAAAGGUUUCGCUAUUGACUGCUACGAGUGUAUUAACCCGCGCGAAGUUUCUAAAGGAGACGAGUGUAGCAGUGAUAGAUUGAUCACGUGCCCUAGAUCCUACGAUAGGUGUAUGACAAUGAAGUACACCAUGUCUGUUAGACAAUCGGGCCCAGUCUAUGUCGAGCACAGAGGCUGCUCCAACAUUGCCUCGUGUGACCCGAAAAACCUGUUAAAUAGCUGCGCCUUGAUGAAUGUCACUGGCAUGUUGACUGACUGUUCGCUUGACUGCUGUCAAGAUAGACUGUGCAAUAUGCCUAGAGCUCGAGAAUCAAUUACUAAGCCAAACAAUCCACCCAAAGCACGAAAUACAGGUUUUGGACUAGCUGCAAAUUUUGGCACAACUUUGUUGGUUUUAGUACUGGCUAUGUUUUCUAGGUAUUUAGCCUAACCUGCACAGCCUACUGUUUUUUGUUUUUUUUUUCCUGAUAUAUAUAGUUUCAAAAUAUGGCCACAUUACACAUCUCUCAGGUCAAAAACCUGAGAGUCGUCGUAGGUUAAGUUUUCUCUUUCUUGUUAAGUUUUUUGAUGUUUUUUUUUAAAAAGCCGAAAGAAGUGCGGGUACAUUUUGUAACCGGUAAUCUACAAUCAAUUUAACAAAAAAAAGCCUUGUGCUGUAGUUGAUGAUUUUAAGGUGACAGGCCAAAACGCAGGGACAGAAGAGACAAUUUGUUGAGUUCCUCUUUGCUUCUCUUUCAAUACGAGAAAACAUCCCGUGGAAAAAAGAAAUUCUUGUUAUGUUUGAAUAAAAAUGGAUACGCCGGAGAAAUUUUAAAACGCAGCUUAGUUUCUACGGUAGGCCCUCCGUCCACACUAAUCCGUCACGAAAACGGAGCUUUUUGAAAACGUUCUUCAAACCGGAGGAAUUUGAAAACGGCGGCUUUUCGUUUUAGUGUGAACGUUAAACCUUUCGAAAACGGACCAUUUUCGAAAACGAUGACGUCACGAUAAUAAUAUGAUUUCUCUGUCCGAGUUUUUCUCAACCACAAAUCCAAAAUGGCCGGUUAUUGUUGCGUUUUUUAACAUUUGAUGCAUUAUCAGAGUAAAACCUGCGUUUUUAAAUUCCUCCGGCAUAGUGUGGACGAGUCUACAGGAGAUAAUGGUCAAAGAGAUGCAGUCGAGUUUGACUAGAAAACGAGGGCGAGUUGUCAAAAGCGUAAUUGUUUCCCCUCCAACCAUUGGAAAUUUUAUGUUCUAAAAGACUACUUCUCAGCGUUUGAACUUGGUUCUCGGGUUAACAUUUAUUUUCUAGAACAUCAAAUUUCCGGGGGCAGCAAUCGCGGUCACAUUGUGCACAAUUAGGUGCUACCCUCGGUAAAAAGUGUUAACUUACUUGCCUACAGACUCUCGAUGCUACCCCAGCUAUAUCGUUUAUAUACACAACAAUGGAAGAACUGGCAAGAUUUAUAUGGAACUCGCUGAAACUCUCUAUAUACUACCGCCGGGAUUCUCUCCUCUUCUUCAGGGGUAAAAAUCGUGUUGUGGUGCCCCUGGGAAUGUUUCAUUUCACAUUUUUACUGCCAAUGUGGUACCAAUGGUAGGGUUUUUAGAGCUCGCUGCAGUUGGAAUUCGAUAGUGAUAAAGUUUCUGCAUGGAAAAUAACUAGUCUAGGGUAGGGUUGCAAAAUCAAGUUGAUCAUGGUCUAGUAACGGUAUCAGUGUUCUAGCGGUACACCCCUACCCAAUAAUUUACAGAGCACCCCCCC